CUCAAAGUCUCGCGAGAUUUUACAGAACGCCGAAGUCAUUUCCUCAAAAUGUAAACAAAAGUGACAUGUAGGCGAUGUGAAGAUAAAUAACUUAGAGGAUGUAAACAGGAAUUUGGCCGUGUGUGCGGUGAUGGGUUCCGAUCCGUGUCUGAGGACAUGGAGACUAAAGGGAACGACGAGGUGGAGAAAAUAAAGUCGAAGUUUAUGUCGGCAUGGAACAAUGUGAAAUACAGUUGGGUGCUGAAAACAAAGACUUCCUUUAGUCGCAAUUCUGUAGUCUUCCUGCUGGGAAAAUGUUAUCACUUCAAGGCAGAUGAUGAAGACAGUCCCACAGAAAGCUGCAGCACAGAGAUAUUUGAUGAUGCCACUGUCAUGGGCAAUGUGGAAGAAUUUCGGAGGGAUUUCGCUUCCCGGAUCUGGCUCACCUAUCGGGACGACUUCGCUGUGCUGCCGGGAUCGACCAUUAGCACAGACUGUGGUUGGGGCUGCACUCUCCGAGCUGGGCAGAUGAUGCUAGCCCAGGCACUUUUACUACAUCUCCUGGGUCGAGAUUGGACCUGGCCUGACUCACUGACCUUAGAGCCUCUGGACACUGAGACAUGGACGAGCAGCGCAGCACGAAAACUGGUCGCUUCAUUAGAAGCUUCAUUCCAGGGAGACAGACAGAGACACCCAGAGACUGUAUACCAGCCCCAGUAUGGGGCAGAAGAAGCUGACUCCCACCUGAAAGAGGUGUACCACCGCACUAUUGUGUCCUGGUUUGGAGACACACUCUCUGCCCAGCUUGGGGUCCACAGGCUGGUCCAUCUGGGUAUGACCUCAGGGAAAAGAGCAGGAGAUUGGUAUGGUCCUGGAGUAGUGGCACAUAUACUCAGGAAAGCUGUAGAAGAGGCUACAGAUCCAGAACUGCGAGGUGUGACUGUUUAUGUGGCACAGGACUGCACAGUGUACAGCGCUGAUGUUAUUGAGAGUCACUCAGUGCAGGUGGACCCACACACGGCCCCCGAGGAAGCACUCGCUGACAGCAGAGCCGUCAUCAUUCUCAUCCCUGUCAGACUGGGUGGAGAGAAGAUCAACCCUGAAUACUUCAGCUUUGUCAAGGCUAUCCUGAGUCUGGAAUAUUGCAUCGGUAUCAUUGGAGGGAAACCCAAACAAGCCUACUACUUCGUAGGAUUUCAAGAUGACAGCAUGAUUUACAUGGACCCUCAUUACUGUCAGUCUUUUGUGGAUGUCAGCACAAGCAAUUUUCCUCUGCAGUCAUAUCACUGUCCAUCACCAAAGAAGAUGCCUUUUGUUAAAAUGGACCCAAGCUGCACUAUUGGGUUCUACUCCAAAAGUGUUCAAGAUUAUGAAAGAAUUAGCAGUGAGCUGUCAAAGGUGUUGCAGCCGUCAUCGAAAGAGAAGUACCCAGCAUUUACCUUUAUGAAAGGACACGGGAGAGAUUAUGAACUGUCUGUUCCUGUGGAGAAGAGAGAGUGGCCCUUCAUCAAAGACACACGUAGUCCCGGGGCCACCGCAGGGGACUUUGUGCUGCUGUAAAUGAGGGCUUGAAAUUCCAGACUGAUGUUACAUGUGUAAUUUUUCUUUAUGCAUUUUAUUCUGGUUUAAAGGUUCCAUCAUCCCAAAAGCGUUAAGAGACGUCCUGAUUCUGGGGUUUGUCUGAAAGCAAAACUUAACACUGUAAACAAACAGUAUAUCUCGCACUUAUUUCAGAUCAGAAGAUAUUUUUUUAGGGUGUUUUAUGUAUAUGUCGCCAUUCAUCCCACACUCGCUGUAACACACUGAAUGUCUUAUUCAGUCUAUAAUAUACUACUUCAUAAGUUGUCUAAUAAACCGUUAACAUGAUUCUUUAUACCUGGAAGAGAAGAACCACACUCCAGGUUAAAGGUCAGAUAAAAGUUAGAACACUGUGCAAAAACUGGACAGAAAUCUUAACUUAUAAACAUUUACACAGCCUUUAAAAUCAUGCUAGUGCCUCCUGGAAGCAUGACGUUUAUACGGCUCAUUCAACAGCCUGCAGCCUCUGAACACUUCCGAAAUGUCUUGUACACACAUUUUUACACACACAAACACAUUUCUGGCUAAUAUUUGACCUCAUAAUAUUUGAAACCCUGUCGAUUAUGACUUAAUAACAGUGCUGCUAAAAUCACAAUGGCGUUCAGAAGCGAGCCGCCACUUGAUUAGUGCCAUUAAUGAAAGACUAAAUAACACUGGAAAAAAGUAAUUUGUUGUAGUUGCUUAUAGCCAGUCACAUUAAACUACAGUAUACAUUUGUCGUGUCCAUUUCAAUCAAGUGUUUAGUUGUUUAGCUUGUUAUCGUAUUUCAGGUAAAGAAGAACGGUGUAAGCCAAAGUGUUUCAUACUACACAUAGCUGUAACACUAUUUUUGUUCUUGUUGUUGUUGUUGGUGGUGUUCACGAAGCCAAAUUGUGUGAAGAGACUACAAUACUAAGUUGAACACGCUGAGCUGAAGAACAUAAACUAAUGCUCGUUUUCCCCAAAUCAAUUUACAUACCUGUUGUUAAUGUUUUGCUCAACAGUAAUUUACAAUAAAGCUGAAAAGAUUCACUAUA
Messenger RNA from Tachysurus vachellii, 2573 nucleotides. RefSeq names its product autophagy related 4C, cysteine peptidase (gene atg4c). The transcript is spliced from 11 exons. The record is from RefSeq and is a predicted model, not a curated record. NCBI's taxonomy places the organism in Eukaryota, Metazoa, Chordata, Actinopteri, Siluriformes, Bagridae. Gene Ontology annotation, molecular function: protein-phosphatidylethanolamide deconjugating activity. The coding region runs from base 157 to 1539 and encodes 460 amino acids.